AUGUCGGCCGAGACGCUUGACAUGCUCAUGCACCUGCUCUUCCAGUACCUCGACUCGUUGCUUGGCGGACGACCCAGCGGCAACGGCGACGGCGACGAGAACACCGUGGCGUCGCCAAUCCCGCCCGAGACGACGCAGCACCAGCAGGCGACCGCCGAUUCGGUCUUUGUUCUCCUUAUGCACGUCUUCGAGGCAUCGAUUCUGCAGACGCACCAGCUUCAGCACACGCAGUUUCUCAUCUUUUACGUCACCUCGCAGUCGCGGCGAUUCCAGGAAGCCUUUCUCUCAUACCUCCUCGAGACGUCGACCAAGGUGGAAGCCUCGGGCGCGCCGUCGUCGCUGGCGCAGGUGGCGGCGGCGUAUCUGGGCUCGUAUCUCGCGAGGGCCAAGUUCCUCGAGCUGGACUUGGUGCUUACCGUCAUGGAGAGCAUGGCGCUGUGGCUCCACCAGUACGUGGACGCCGCGGCAGCGCCGACCCGGGUCGUCUCGCGCAUGUCGUACACGCCGUCGCGGGCGCGGUCAGCGGCAAGCUCGCCGACGCUCGGCUCGCCGCAAAUGACCGCGGCGGCGACGGUGGCGGCGUCGGCCGAGAAGCUCAACCGGGCGGUGGCGCGGCUCCCGCGGUCGCCGUCGGGCUCUGUCUCGCUCGGCACAUGCAUCCUUCGCUCGGCGACGUUUGCCGAGGCCUCGGGCCACUCGCGGUUCUACGCCAUGGCGCAGUCGCUGCUGUACGCCAUCUGCUUCCACCUCGGUGCGCUCUCGCAGAACGAGGAGUUUAUGACGCGGGUGCAAGGCCUCGCUCUCGACCGUAUCGUCUCGUCAUGGCUCAACCCGCUGCGAUACACCUCGGCGGGCAUUGUGGGCCAGUUUGCGCGGAUGGCGUACGAUGCGCAGCUCGCGUAUUGCUACGACAUCAUCCACGAGAACAAGCGCCUUGACCUCAUCUCGCAGCAGCAGGAUGUGCAGGCCGGGACGUCGCCGGCAGAGGGCGCGUCGUCGGCCGAAGACCUCCGCGCUCGCAAGGCCGCCAUCCUCAAGCCGUACUUUCCGUUUGACCCGUACCCGCUCCCGCUCACCGCGCCGCUCUUUGAGAACAUCUACAACGAGUGGGUCCCGCUGCCCGAGACCGCAACACCGUCGUCGCGGACCCGCUCCCGUCGAGCCUCGCCGGACUCGCCGGCCGUCGGCGCGGGCGACGCCGUCGCCCUCGCCGCCACUGGCGCCGAAAUCCCGUCGCGCAAGCGCAAAUCGCCGGAUCACAGCGCUCCGCCGCACCCGACCGCAGUCGUGGCUGGCGCCGCCAAGGUCCUCUCUGCGCUCCAGCCCAUCAUGGACAUCUCGCCGGUGGCGACAUCGUCGACCUCUCGCCUUGGCCUCGCCGCCAUGCACAAGACGCCCGCCAGCGUCGGCGUUGCCGCCUCGGUCUUCUCCUCGCUCUCGGCGCUCAACACUGGUGGAACCGACGCCUCGCCCGGCCCGGUCCGCAAGAAGCAGCGUCCGCUCCGGGUCCCUGUCAUGUUUGAAUAG
Messenger RNA from Thecamonas trahens ATCC 50062, 1527 nucleotides. Its product is annotated as RNA polymerase I-specific transcription initiation factor rrn3. NCBI's taxonomy places the organism in Eukaryota, Apusomonadida, Apusomonadidae. Bases 1 to 1527 code for a protein of 508 amino acids. The record is from RefSeq and is a predicted model, not a curated record. Gene Ontology annotation, molecular function: RNA polymerase I general transcription initiation factor activity; RNA polymerase I core binding. The transcript has a single exon. Gene Ontology annotation, cellular component: nucleus. Gene Ontology annotation, biological process: transcription initiation at RNA polymerase I promoter.